Molecule: messenger RNA, 357 nt
Organism: Aspergillus ruber CBS 135680
Lineage: Eukaryota; Fungi; Ascomycota; Eurotiomycetes; Eurotiales; Aspergillaceae
Exons: 1
Coding region: 1-357 (118 amino acids)
Source: RefSeq, a predicted model, not a curated record
AUGAAUGACCCCUCAGGCGGUGCUCCUUUCCAAGCGGAGAGCCUCAAGGAAGGUAACCGGUAUGUCAAAAGUCUAUACCAAUGUGCUGCUGAUGGCACUCCAUCAAAGGGCAUGCUUGAGGAUCUUCAGAGACCAGCUCGGCCGUUGACGAGUGAUGAGGAGGUGCGAGCUCGCCUGUAUGAGCGCUAUCUUCACGCCGGAGGCCGGGUCUUGAGAGAAUUGUUGCCUAAAUUACUGCCACGAUCUGAUCGCUCUGUGUUCACUCAUGGUGAUAUUGCACCUUGGAAUGUCAUGGUCGAUGACCAGAACAAGAUCACGGACAUCCUUGGUUGGAAAUUUUGCAGGUUGGUACCCUGA